Molecule: messenger RNA, 2925 nt
Organism: Cucurbitaria berberidis CBS 394.84
Lineage: Eukaryota; Fungi; Ascomycota; Dothideomycetes; Pleosporales; Cucurbitariaceae
Exons: 2
Coding region: 169-2589 (806 amino acids)
Biological process (GO): ubiquitin-dependent protein catabolic process; protein ubiquitination
Cellular component (GO): nucleus
Molecular function (GO): ubiquitin protein ligase activity; zinc ion binding
Source: RefSeq, a predicted model, not a curated record
ACGGAGCUUGACCCAUCAUUGUCUGUGUGGCGACAGUGGCGGAUAUGCUCACAUGACCUAUUCGAUUCGGGAACGUCACAGAGCGCAGGAACAGUGCGAGCAACAGCGCCUAGGUCCGGUUUCUCAGAUCGAGACUUCUUCCUCACACCUCGCGUCCUGGAGUGCACUAUGACCCAAUCCCAGAGUCUGCUCUCUUCUUUUAUUAUUGAUCCUGUGGUCCGCCAUGCACGUCGUUUCUCAGGUCAACCGCCUCCCGAAGCGAGCCAUGACGGAGCCCAACUUCUAACAUGUGACAAUGCCGACUCGGUGGCCAUCGUCCGACCAAACGACCCACCUCGCGGUGCGGAUGCGAACAACUCCACUCCAGGAAAUGAAGAACUUUCUCAAACGACUUCAGGCAGACCUACUGCUCUAAUCGACCGAUUUCGACCGCCCUCAUCCACUCAGCGGCCGCGCAGUGCUGUUGUCGACCAUGACGAUUCGACGAUUCAAUCGACAACAGCACCAGUAAAUAUCCCGACGGAAAUGUCCUCCAACCCUUCUCGUAUACUUGCGGACCAGUUUCGUCGACUCAACAUCGACUCGCCCGUCUCAAGUGCACCUGCUACACCUUCGAUACCAAGCACAAGGCCAAUUGCGCGCCAGCAUGCCAGCGCCAUGUCGGAAUCGCUGCCUGCAGACGAUGGCAUGGCCCAUCUACGAAUGCGCAUACACCAAAUUAGGGACCUGAAGAUUACAGAUCAGGAGCGCGCGCGGAUGAUCCACGGCAUAAUGACAGAGAAGUACAACAUCAUGAGACCAACGUCGCCGAGCAGCUUUGUCUCCCACGACCGUCCUUAUACACCCACCUCCGGUCAAUCGAUCUUCUCAGAUUUACAAGCGUCGUCGCCAUACUCCUCUGCGUCCGAUAUCGACCCCGAGAACCCAUACAACUUGCGGGAGGGUGACACCACUUCGACCUAUCGACCCAAUAACCAGCAUAGUAGCGCGGACAAUGGCGAAGAAGAGGAGGAUGAAGUCGCUGAAGGAGAGCUGACUCUUGGAUGCCAACACUACAAACGAAAUGUGAAGGUGCAAUGUUUCCAAUGCCGGCGGUGGUAUACGUGCCGGCAUUGUCACGAUGCGGUCGAAGACCAUAAUCUAAACAGGAUCAUGACGCAGAACAUGCUUUGCAUGUCAUGUGGAACGCCUCAGAGAGCGGCUGAGCAAUGCAAAGAGUGUGAAACACAGGCGGCAUGCUACUACUGCGACAUUUGCAAGCUGUGGGACAACAACAGCAAGAAGAAGAUCUACCAUUGCCCCGACUGCGGAAUUUGCAGAAGGGGUGAGGGUUUGGGGAAAGACUUCUACCACUGCAAGAAUUGCAAUGUUUGCAUAUCCAUAUCUCACGCGACAUCUCACAAGUGUCUUCCACGUGCCACCGACUCAAAUUGCCCUAUCUGCGGCGACUACUUGUUCACAUCGUCUACCGCUGUAGUAUCCAUGCCUUGUGGACAUUACUUACACAAGGGAUGCUACAACCUAUACAUGGAGACUGCCUACAAAUGUCCGAUAUGCAAAAAGAGUGCUGUAUGCAUGGAUCUACAGUGGCAGAAGUUGACUCAAGCAAUCGAGAGUCAGCCAAUGCCAGAUCAGUUUUCGAACACCCGAGCAAUCGUCCAAUGCAAUGAUUGCUCUGCAAAGUCUUCGGUCAAAUACCACUGGCUUGGGAAUCAGUGUGGCUCGUGUGAUUCAUACAACACAAACGAGCUCCGCAUCCUUAAUGGCCCGGAGAGCGAAGAGACUGCCAAUGCAAUUUUGAACGCCGACGCCAUUUUGGAUGCCGACACGAAUGUCGGAUUAGGAUCGCCUGUUAGUGUCGGCUCUCCCGCCUCGCAAACACCACUUCGCUCGCCUAGAUACUACUUCCAGCCAGAUGAGCCAGAAGAGACAUGGCUACCGGGACAGCUCCCGUCAUUUCCUUUCCAGAUGCCGCAAUUUCCUGCAAGACCACGGAUGCCCCAAAUGCCUUCGAUGCCCCAGAUGCCGCAGUUUCCGACCUUACCACAGUUUCCGCCGCUACCGAACUUUCCACAGAUACCACAAUUCCCGCAAAUGCCUCAGAUGCCAGAUGCUGCACAGCAAAUGCUGGAGCGGGUUCGGAGAUCGUUUGAUGCGUACCUCAACCCGACUGGCGAUGUUCGAGCUGAAGACGUUCCAUUCAUCGAUCUUGGGGGCGAUGAUCGUCGCGAGCGCCAGGCAACAGACGGUACCACCGUCAAGGAACCAUCUCUACCACAGUAUGUUCUAGAGCGCUUUACUCAGUCGCUGGCUCGUUUUCGUAACGACCUGAAUCCUGCCUUAGCAGAAGAAAUUCCGGCGCUGGAUCUCGCAGUAGAUCACGACCCGGAAGGACUGCAGUUCUGGGGCGAAGAUGGCGGAAGACUGGAUCGCUUGGUAUCUGUUGGCGAUGACGAUGAUGAUGACGACGACGAAGAAGAAGAUAGCAGCAGUGAUGAAAGUGAGCACGAGGAGGAAGAUGAUGAUGACGAUGACGAAGCAGAUGUAGGAAAGCGCGGCAAAGAGUUCGACUUACCUGGACAUCGUUGACCUAUUAGCGUGGCGUUUUCCUUCAAGUAAAUGAGGCCUAUCGUAAAGGAGAACCGCACGUCGUUUUGAGUCUAUUGCACAACCCAGAGGAUAACUAAAAAAGCAUCAAUAGAGAGAAAAAGAUACCCCAAAGAAUCAAUCAAAGACACAUUCAACAUUCAUGCCAUUAUGUUCCCUCUCGAGAUUUGUUUACUAGCUCCCAUUUCGCUAGAAGCAACUUGCACAGGGGUAAGCAAAGAUGUCAACUCUUAGAUUUGCCAGAGAGAGCGAGAGAGGUGACUAGUAUUGUACUCGUGCUUUAAUUACUUGACUGCGAAGAUUCGAGUAGUUGGAUGG